AUGCUCGACCGCUUCAUAUCGCACCGGCUCGCCAACUCGCCUUCCCGCCCCAAAACUUGCAUUGCGAAGUGCUGCCCAUUCCGCCACCUCAAGCCACCUACCUGCUUCUGGUGCCAAUGGGCCUUCUACUUCCACCGCUACAUCGACCUCCGGGUCUGGCCUCAAGAAAGCUCGUCCAGUUUCUGGGACUCUGACCGGCCGAACCGCAACUACCACCGGUGCCGGGACUUCGACUUCGGGGAAGAUAUCUCCAGCGGACGCGGGAACUUCCCGUGUUGCUCCUCCACGUCUCACUCGGUCACGUUACCCACCCAAUGCUUCCAUCUCUGGCGUCAUUUCAUCCGGUGGUGCCCCGGGCUCGACGAUUCCGGGCACUACUGCCAUGACUACAGCGAGAACAAAGCCAACGCGAGAUUAGGACCAGGCGGGGCACGACUAGGUCACACAAGAGCUAAGAGCACCGUUACGGCUAGUUCGACCGUUGCCGCCUCAACAGCUGGAAACAUCCUCUCCAACGCCCCUAUUCUCCGACCGCCGGUGCAAACAACCUCUUCGUCGGUGUCUAGCACGGUUGUCACCGUGCCUAAGACGCGUUCCAGAUCCCCCCAUGCCCGAAAUCCUUCUACAGCUGAGCGGGAGGACCGCCGCCCCCAGACAACCUCCAGGUCGCUGUCGACCGCAACAACAACAUCAUCAAUGGCGACCUCAACAUCAUCAUCAAGGACACCGCCGCUCACCUCCGACACGACGACCUCCUUAUCUUCAAAACCCACCCCGCAGCUCUCCAAAAGACCCGCCUUCACCACACUGCAGCAACACUACUCCCCCCUCCGCAAGACGGGUCCCAAACCCCUGACCGCCACCUACCUGGCGCCCCCAAGCCCCUCGAAACGCCCGGCCAACAUCGCCGCCUCAGCCGAGACGACGCGCCUCCAGACCGAACUCCUCCAACUCCACCUCCUCCACCGCGACGCCCCCGCCACACACGCCUCCUGGCACGCCAGCGCCCGCCGCGCCCUCGAAGCCCGCCAUGCCGACCUCGCCCUCCACAACCGCCAAGUCAGCGACGCCGAGGUCGAGGUCGUCGAGCGCGCCAACGUCGCCACACUACUCGCAUGGGGCGGGACCGGCGCCGCCACCGGCGUCGGCACCCUCGAACAGAAGAUUCAAGUCCUCGACGCCGUCCUGACGGGGCUGUGGGGUCUCGAUAGCCCCGGGGGCCGCUAUGCCCGCGUAGCAAGGCGGUUCGAGAGGUGGUGCGACCGCAUGGUGGGGGCCGACGCGCUGCGACAGAGGAUUUCUUCCCAAGACCACGACGACGCCUUCCUCCUCCUGCUCGGGCUCGGUGAGGCCGGCAACGGCACCGGUAAUGGCAACGGAACCGCGGUCGAAGACGGGCACGUCCUCGUCGGCGGACUGGACGACGCUUGGAAGGACGAUGUUGCCGGCCUCGUGAGGAGGCUAGACGGCUGGAGACGCCAGCUGCAUCACCUCGGAGACGCGCCUAGGAUCGACGGGGCGGCGGGAGCAGCUUCUGCCCACGAGAAUUCUGCUGGGGACGGCGGCAAACAAGAAAUGGUAUCGAGCCUGUGCCGUAUUCUGGAGGGCUGCCGUAGCCUGGUUGGCGAUAUGCUCGCGGAACUGGCCAUCAUGGAGGACAUUGAGCGGGCGGCCGUCGAGAAUGAGACGGACUGGAUUCGGAGGAUGAAUCGGGAAGAGGAUUUGGUUGCACGCCAUAAUCAUUGUGAUACCCCAAGGGCCGGCGCCGUCUGGAGGGUGUUCUGAAUGAGACGACGAGUUACGAUGAACCGCUACGGAACGAAAUAUGAAUUGUGAGACAGAAGACCACGCCGGUUUCAAAUAGUGCUCAUGGAUAUUAUAGCUCUUCGUGUUCCCUUCUUUUUUCCCCCUCAAAACAGACACAUCAAUCCACUCGUUCGCGCCGGGGUGC
This is a messenger RNA of Sodiomyces alkalinus F11, 1951 nucleotides long. RefSeq lists its product as hypothetical. The transcript is spliced from 3 exons. Lineage: Eukaryota; Fungi; Ascomycota; Sordariomycetes; Glomerellales; Plectosphaerellaceae. The coding region runs from base 1 to 1785 and encodes 594 amino acids. The record is from RefSeq and is a predicted model, not a curated record.